UUUUUGUUAAACAAUCAAAAAUUGGAAAAUACCGGUUACCGGUAACUCAGUGAUUUUGAAAAGCAGUUGCGAGUGUCAUUUUCCAGACUCUACAGACUGUCAGUUGUAAAACGCUAGAGCACUGAAGAAAGUAGAAAAAGAAACUGUUGAAAUUCGAAACUUGAUAACUGUUCCUUGUUUAACUUUAACUUGUUCGUGUCACAUCAUACAGGCGCACUGUCUGCACUCUGCAGUGUUACUGCUGUUUCUACAUAUGUACUUCCUGAUUAAUAUCUGAUAGUUUGAAUUUAAGAAUUUUCAGCUGUUUCGUGGCUUCAGCUGCUUUGUCAAUUGUCAUCAUGGGUCCGUGACCACUCGCCCGCACUCCACUGGAUGGAUUAACGCUUGAUUGUAAUUUGCGAUUAUUAAUACAUCGUUCUGUACGGCACCACUUUGCGCCCAGGCACGUUGUUUAUUUCGUUGUGCGAUUUUGAUUUAUCUUGUCACUUUGACUUGUGUUUACAGAAUUCGUGUCUUGGCCUUCGAGCGAUGGCUGCCAACGAGUAACGGAUUCUUAUUAUACAAAUCUGUCAGCUGUGGAUUGUGACUUCUACUUUGACUGUUGCAAGCUGCAAGCCUAAAAACUUGGUGCAUUCUUUGGCAGAUUUUUGUGGAAACAGUCAACUAUGCCCUUUUCGCUGGCGGACACGGUGCGCUGUUCGGAUAUCUGCUCUGCACCGGAAACGACAAGUUCUAUCAGGAUGUGGUCAUGCCUGUUGCGCGAUUGGCGAUUUCCGAUGGCGAAAAAGCCCACAGUGCCAUGAUCACGUUGUGCAAAUGGGGAUUGGUGCCGAAAUAUCAGUGCGCAAACGAUCGCUUGCAAACACGUGUCUUUGGACUCGAUUUUUGCUCUCCCCUUGGAUUGGCUGCGGGAUUUGAUAAACAUGGAGAUGCUAUCAAGGGAGUGUAUCGGAUGGGAUUUAGUCACAGCGAAAUCGGCUCGGUGACGCCCCAACCGCAGCCCGGAAAUCCCAAACCUCGAGUAUUUCGCCUUGUUGAAGAUCAGGCUAUAAUUAACCGGUAUGGAUUCCCAAGCGUUGGGCAUGCACGAGCCCAUGAGAACAUUCAGAAAGGCAUCAGAUAUAAAACCGGUCCAUUAGGAAUUAAUUUGGGUGCCAAUAAGACCAGCGCGAACGUUGUGCAGGAUUUUGUGGAUGGUGUGAAUGCAUUUGCUGAUUUGGCGGACUACUUCGUUGUUAAUGUCAGUAGUCCCAAUACGCCAGGGCUUCGAGUGCACCAGAAGCGGGAGAAACUACUGGAACUCUUGACUGCGGUUUUAAAGGCUAGAGACGCUCUACAACGAAAAAUACCUCUGUUGCUCAAAAUUGCUCCUGAUUUGACCAAAGAGGAUAAGGAGAGCAUCGCGCAAACGGCUCUUGAACUCAACGUCGACGGCUUGAUUGUGUGUAAUACCACCAUUUCCCGACCGGAAACGCUGAAAAGCAUUCACAAAAACGAAGCCGGCGGGUUGAGCGGCGACCCGGAAAAGGACGUUGCAAUGGAAACACUGCGGGACAUGUUCGAAUUAACCAAAGGACGCAUUCCUAUAAUUGCGCUGGGCGGCAUCAGCUCCGGCGAAGAGGCCUACCGCCGUAUCCGAGCCGGCGCCAGUCUUAUUCAAGUGUACACGGCUUUCACCUACCAGGGUCCUCCGCUGGUCAAGAGAAUAAAUGACGAACUGGAGGCGUUUCUGAAACGGGAUGGCUUGCGAAACAUAGCGGAUGCCGUCGGUAUUGACCGUUUGGGACCGUCGCCCAGCGGGUACGGGGAUCGUUUGAUCACCUUGGAGGAACAGAUUGCCGCUUCGAAUGUGUGACCAGCUUGCAGACAAAGUUCGGUGAUGCUUUUUUUACUGUCUUUUUUGCUUUCGCAUUUAGUGCUUCGCUUUGUGCCUUAAAACGCUUCUGUUUGCAGUAACUGUUUUAAAAUCUUUGUUACGUCAGUUAUACGGGCAUUUUCAUUGUUUCUGCUCUGACUUUUAAACCAGAAGUGAAAAAUUUAUAAAGAAACUUUAUGUGG
This is a messenger RNA of Paramacrobiotus metropolitanus, 2058 nucleotides long. RefSeq names its product dihydroorotate dehydrogenase (quinone), mitochondrial-like. Gene Ontology annotation, cellular component: cytoplasm; mitochondrial inner membrane. Bases 749 to 1855 code for a protein of 368 amino acids. Gene Ontology annotation, biological process: pyrimidine ribonucleotide biosynthetic process; 'de novo' pyrimidine nucleobase biosynthetic process. Gene Ontology annotation, molecular function: dihydroorotate dehydrogenase activity. Lineage: Eukaryota; Metazoa; Tardigrada; Eutardigrada; Parachela; Macrobiotidae. The record is from RefSeq and is a predicted model, not a curated record. The transcript is spliced from 7 exons.